AUGGAAGAUGUAUUGUCUCGCCCUUGGGCUCAAGUAAGAUGGGAAGAAGAUGUUGCAAGUAGAGCAAAGGCUUACCCAAAGCACGAUCAGAAGUCCUCAAAGCCAACUAGGAACGAUCGCGAUGAGUCCUUCCAUCCCAAGUCAGCUAAGGAGACUAGCAAUCCAGGCAGGGGCAGAUAUCAAAACCGUCCUUUGCCUAGAUCCGAAGGAAUGAUGGUAUCCACAUGGCCUGAUAUCUCUCAUCUUGCAAUAACAAAGCCGGAGCUGAUCGGUGUUCUACGACACCCUAAGAUGAAGGCCUCUGAGGCUAACCGAAAUCCUAAACAGUGGUGUGAAUUCCAUAGCGAUCAUGGCCACACUAUGGAGGAUUGUAUAGCCCUGAAGAUAGAAGUCGCCGAGCUUCUCAAGAAAGGCCACCUGAGAGAGUUCCUCUCGGAUAAGGCCAAGAACCUUCUGAAUAAAGAAGGUCCCGGUCUUCCUACCGAAGCGGCUCCCGCGUUUCCACCACAACAAGACCGGGUGAUCCAUGUCAUCCCAGGUGGAUCGGAAGUAAGUGGAAUCAGCAGUGCUGCUGCCAAGAGAAGUACUCGCAAUGGCAGGAACAGCCAAGAGGCCGAGGGUCCUAAGCGCUUACUCCUAGGAACAGAUGAGAUCAGCUUCACUGCAAGAGAACAGGAGAGGGUCCUAGCUCCUCACCACGACGCCCUUGUUAUUUCACUUACCAUAGCGAACUGCUUGGUCAAGCGAAUACUGGUGGACAAUGGGAGCUCCAGUAACAUUAUCUUCCACUCAGCCUACGCCGAUCUAGGGCUGGAACCUAAGGCCCUAACGAGAAAGGCGACCCCUCUUGUAUGCUUCAGUGGAGAGGAAGGCCUUGGAGCCACGCAUGGGAGCCGUGCCUUCGACUCUGCAUUAACUGGUUAA
Messenger RNA from Raphanus sativus (radish), 924 nucleotides. RefSeq lists its product as uncharacterized. The record is from RefSeq and is a predicted model, not a curated record. The coding region runs from base 1 to 924 and encodes 307 amino acids. Lineage: Eukaryota; Viridiplantae; Streptophyta; Magnoliopsida; Brassicales; Brassicaceae. The transcript is spliced from 2 exons.